UUACUCUUGGCAAAAAUAACAUGCAAUAUUUACAAUAAUAAAGCAAAAGUAUCCCUAUAUUUAAAAUUCUCUUCCUAGUAACGAUAAAUGUAAAGUGAUUUCAACGUGUAUGUGUGUGUGCAACAAAAUUUGAUACCGUGUUGUUUUGUUUAGUUAACAAAGGUGUAUUUAGACCAAAAUCCCUGUUUUCGUUAAUUAUUAUUGUACAGUGGACCUUUUAAAUAUAUAGUUUUACAGUCGUUUUCUAAUAAAUAUGUUUUAAACCUAUUUAAAAUAGCACAAAUAUCGAAAUAAUGUUUGAAAACAUAUCUAUGAAUUAACCUCUCUUUUAAAGUAUAAUGAAUUAAAACGAUGUCGAGAUGUAUACGAGUUUGCGCGGCAUAUACGUAUAGACUAACACGAAGACACUCUACUUUAUUUAUAUUUAUUACCUUUGUAGUAACUCUUACUGUGAUAUUUCAUUUCUAUGCUUUUAAACAUAAUGAGCACCCUCAUGCCUCUCCACAAGUUGGAGACUUUGAAUACAGACCAGGGGCUUUUCUACGAGGACGAUACCCUCACGACAACAGAAGCUAUUGCCAGUUCAACUAUGGUUUACCAAAUUAUAUCGAUUGGGGGACAUUUCCAAUAUUCACGACGCCCGAAGCAGGAAUUAAUGGACCGUACAGAGUCAUCUAUAACGCAAUCAGGGGCAUGGCAUAUGCCAACAACAGCAAAUAUGAUGCGGUGACGUAUGCGACGCAAGCGACCCCGGAAUUCAUUUAUCACAUUGCUGAAAUUGCCAAAUAUUGGGACGGGCCAAUCAGUUUAGCUGUUUACGUACCUAAUUAUGACAUGGACAUUACAAUUCAGAUAAUGAAACAGUUGUGCUCGUGUUAUCCAGGUAUGUCGAAAGUAUCAUUACAUCUUUUUUAUCCAAAACGCCAUCCGCCAAAAAUAAGAAAACCGGAACAGAUAAUAGUUACCACAGAAAUUUCUACAACAACGUCAAAUGUUUCCGUAGAAGAAAUACUAAGGGAUAAAUUGGAAAGAUAUAAGAAUUUGAAUCCAAAAACUAGGGCGGGAUAUGUAGAAUGGGUGAGGAAAAAGAAAAUAGAACGCAUGAUGGCGAAAAUAAGCAAAAAGGAGGAAGGCGCACCGAAUUUGCAUUUCGUUGAUUGCUCCGGUCCCGAAGUGCUUGACAUUCCGACGUUUCGGCGCGAUCAUAAAAUGAUAUAUCCCAUAAACGUGGGAAGGAAUGUCGCUAGGAAUGCAUCAAAGACAAACUAUUUUAUUGUGUCUGAUAUAGAAAUGGUGCCGAGCGAUGGAUUAGCGCCGAAAUUUCUGAGAAUGGUGCGGAAACUUAUGGGCGAUAAGAAACGCGACGAGGGCUGUAUUUUCGCUAAGACAGUCUUUGUAGUGCCGCUCUUUGAAGUGGAAAGGGGAGAGGAGAUACCUCACGACAAAGACACGUUAGUGAACAUGGUGACUUCAAACCGCGCCAUGUAUUUCCACCAGAAAGUCUGUUCCCAUUGCCAACGGUUUCCUGGACUUCAGACGUGGCUGCUGCGACCUUCACCAGAUAUAUUGGAGCCAAUGCUGAUAGCCCGCCGGGAGUACCCUUACCACCGCUGGGAGCCUCUUUACUUCGGCACUCACCGGGAGCCCUGGUACAGUGAGAGUCUAUCCUGGGAGGGGAAACAGGAUAAGAUGACACAGAUGCUAGAACUCUGCCUUCAAGAGUAUCGCAUGGUGGUCCUCGACGGCGGUUUCCUCUGCCACGCCGCAAUCAGCAAGAACACAUCGAACAACGCAAGAGCUCAGACAAUAAACCGGCAGAGGUACCAGGGCAUCAUAAGUUCCUUCAAACAGAAUUACCCAGAUCGACCGAAAUGUAAAUUGACGUGGGGAUGUGGACAGUUGAAUUAAAGAUAUAAUAUUAUGUUUUAUGUGGUUUAGUUGAAUUAUUUUAAUGGUAUUCAAGAAUUGUUUAAUUGUUAUUGAAGCUUCUAUUUGUUUGAUUGAUCUAUUUCUGUUCGAUGUUAUGCUGGAAAUGUGAAAAAUGAUAUGAUUAAAAUAUGUUUAUAGCUAACAUUAUUUUUGUUCGUGUAAUAUAUUCACAGUUUAAGUAGUAGGUAAAUGAAAACUGUCCUCACAGUCUUGUAGCUGCUCCGCGCGGUUUCACCCCCGUGGCUCCACUCCUGUUGGUCUUAGCGUGAUGAUAUAUAGCUUAUAGCCUUUCUCGAUAAAUGAGCUAUCCAACACCGAAAGAAUUUUUCAAAUCGGACCAGUAGUUCCUGAGAUUAGCGCGUUCAAACAAACAAACAAACUCUUCAGCUUUAUAAUAUUAGUAUAGAUUAUUCGACUGUACCAAAUCAAAGACGUCAUUUUGAAUCAAUAUACCAGCGUAUUAUUAUUCCUUUUCUUUUCCUUGGGAUUUAGUCAUAAAACACAUUUAACAACACUAUACAUAUAUAUAUAUAUAUAUAACCUUACAUUUUUUAAAAGAUCUAUCGGUUAUAUUUUUCGGAGAAACUGCGAAAGCAUAACAGACGUGUUGUUUACCAAAAUUCAGAUAGCAGUAUAAGGUAUGUAUGUCUAAAGUGAUUAGGGAUCGACCCUUCGUAAGUAAAAAUGAAGGAACCUUCAUAGAAAGCAUAGGGCUCCCUUGAUCACGGUCAUAAAGUAAUAUGGCCUGAAGUUAUGGACAGGCAACGCUACGAUUUCCUCCCCGAUACGAACGUAUAGUAAACAUGUUUAUUUUAUUGAAUUGUUAAUAUACUUUUUCAAAUUAAAUAUCACGAUUUGUUAGAUAUAUUUUGUUACUAAUUCUAUCUCAAGUACAAAUAACAGAGUGCAAACUCUGUAACGAAAUUUUUGGCAUAUAAAAUUACAUAGGUAUAAUGCAAAGCCAUUUUUACUACGAAAAAUAACUUUUCUUAUUUAAAGACAUAGUAAAUAUCAAGAUAAUGUUACAACAAAGCCACACAUUUAUACAUUUCGUAUAUAAAUGAUACAAAUAGGUAUCAUUUGUUUUUGUUUAUAGCCCGCCAUUUUGUUAAGAAAAUUCCCUUUGGUAUAAGAAGUUAUGUUAGGUAUGUGAAAAAGUAAAUAAUAGUUGAAAAUAGUCGAACAUAAUUAAUAAAAAAUUUGUCGAAUUUUGAAUUUUGAACAUAAUCGUAGUUUAUUAUACAAUAAUAUACGUUUUAAUGCAUAACUAAUUGACAAAAAUAUUUACGUGAGUAUCGCGAUAAAUGUAUUAUUCGAUUUUAAUAGCUUGAAGGUUGAACUACUUCUUAAUGUAAAGGAAAUGUACACUAGAUGUAAAACCGUUAAGGUCUUCCAACUUUUAGUUUGCAUAGAGUGGGAUGUCUCCGCUAAACUUUGGGAUUUUUAGUAGGACUAUGAAUUAUUCAAUCGCUCCUUCCCGUUGUGAUUACUUUGUUGUGAACUUACUGAAUAAUAGCGGAGUUUCCCGAUUUUAUGCUUAAUAAUUUCUUUCUUGUUCGACGUAAAAUACUUUUGUAAAGGAUCCUUAUUCAUCUGUAUCGAUCUUUGUGUAUAUCUUCGGUUCUUUCGGUUGGUUAAAGUAUUUAUAGCAAUAUUAUAACAAAUUUACUGAAUUUUGCUUCCAUUACAUAGUAUGACGUAGGCGAUAUCGCCUUAAUAUAUUUUCAAUUAAAUUCUAUUUU
This is a messenger RNA of Colias croceus (clouded yellow), 3671 nucleotides long. RefSeq names its product beta-1,4-glucuronyltransferase 1-like. Bases 352 to 1908 code for a protein of 518 amino acids. NCBI's taxonomy places the organism in Eukaryota, Metazoa, Arthropoda, Insecta, Lepidoptera, Pieridae. The transcript has 4 exons. The record is from RefSeq and is a predicted model, not a curated record.